UAGAGAGAUAGAGAGAUAGAAAGUAAAGGAAAAGAAUCACAAAGCUGUCAAUCUGUGUACUGUUUCUCUCUUCUUGACCAUUUAUUCUCUCUCCCCUCGUCUCCUUUUCUUCACAUGGAAGAGGAGGAGAUUGAAAAUAGAGAUCAGAAGGGAGAGUAAUAGAGCAGAACAAGAUCAGUAAUUAAUUCUUCUUCUUCUUCUUCUUCUUCUGAGAGAGAGAGAGAGAGAGAGAGAUUGUGAUGGGGAGUAUUGGAGAGAAUAGUCCUCACUAUUACAGGUCGAGGUUUGGGGACACGACGUUGACGAAGGUGUUUGUCGGGGGCUUGGCCUGGGAGACACCAACAGAGGAGCUCCGGCAAUACUUCGAGAAGUUCGGGGAGAUCCUCGAGGCUGUCAUCAUCACAGAGAAGAACACGGGAAGAUCCAAGGGCUAUGGAUUUGUGACGUUUCGUGAUCCAGAAUCUGCAAGACGGUCGAUAACGGAUCCAAACCCGCUAAUUGAUGGCAGGCGGGCCAACUGCAACAUUGCGGCGCUUGGCCGUCCUCGUCCUUCAACCCAGCGAGAACGAAACCAAGGAGCAGGAAGAUCCUACGUGGCCCCACCACAAUCAAUUGCACCACCGUACGCUAGAGUGCCAGUUCAAAUGCCUCAGGUGGUCUACCCCACACCAUAUGGUUACAUGACAUAUGCUUCAGAGUAUGGCUAUCAGCAGGGCGCGUACCAUUCUGAAUUGGCAUCACAAUACUAUCAUCAGAUGAUGUACGGCUCGACCAUACGAUCGAACGGUGGUGCUCCAACUUAUCUGUAUCAUCAACACCCUCAGCUAAAUUACAUGAUCCAAUCAUCAAGGGUCAGCUUUCCUUCAUCCAUGUUGCAAGCUCAAGCUCAUCAUCAGCCCUACGAGAAAGAUCAAACGGCUAGAAUGGAGACUGAGGGAUCCUUCUUUCCAUCUUCUCUGCCACCAGGGUUUCAACUUCAACCUCCACCAAAUGCCAAGAAAUCACUCGCCCUCUCUGUUUCAGGCGCUGAAGCUCCUAAUACAUCCGUAACAACUGGCGGUAACAACGCAAGCCAAGAUGUUUAAAGAAGCCAGAUCUCUUUAAUUUGAUGGGAACUGAAGAUCAAAGUCAAUAGAAAUAUCAGAGAUGCCUCAUAUAUACCUCAUUUUGCAGUAUUAUUUCCGUUGGAUUUCUGUAUACAAGAUCAUGUGAAUAAAAGGAAAUGAGAAAUGCUGAAGGCGAAAAAAAUUGGCAAUUCAAUCAGUGAACAAUUGAAAGCUUCUACUAAAAUUAAUAUAUUUGUCAUUCUUUUA
This is a messenger RNA of Dendrobium catenatum, 1313 nucleotides long. Its product is annotated as RNA-binding protein 38. NCBI's taxonomy places the organism in Eukaryota, Viridiplantae, Streptophyta, Magnoliopsida, Asparagales, Orchidaceae. The transcript has 6 exons. The record is from RefSeq and is a predicted model, not a curated record. Gene Ontology annotation, molecular function: RNA binding. Bases 240 to 1085 code for a protein of 281 amino acids.